This is a messenger RNA of Enterobius vermicularis (human pinworm), 882 nucleotides long. The record is from the annotation of a GenBank genome assembly. NCBI's taxonomy places the organism in Eukaryota, Metazoa, Nematoda, Chromadorea, Rhabditida, Oxyuridae.
UUGUGUGUGUGCGUGUGUAUAUGUCCCGUUUUAUAUUUAUUAACUGUUUCAUUUAAACUUUUUUUUACUGUUACAGAGAACACAGAAUUAUGUAUCUGCGAUCGCUGUGAUAAACCGAUUCGUGACCGUUUUGUAUCCAAAGUUUUAGACCGAUGUUAUCAUGCAAACUGUUUAUGUUGUACAGAAUGUGACAAACUGUUAACCACCAAAUGUUUUAUGAAAGGAAAUAUGCCAUUUUGUAAAGAUCAUUUUUACCAAAGAUUUGGUACAAAGUGUUCAACGUGUAACAACGGCAUCUGCCCAGAUGGAGUUGUCCGUCGAGCAAAUGAACAUGUUUAUCAUAUUGCAUGUUUUAAAUGUGCUGUCUGUAAACGAGAAUUACGGACUGGCGAUGAAUACUAUUUGAUACCCACUGAUGGUCGACUGGUUUGUAAAGUGGAUUAUGAGAUGGCUAAAACUAAAGAAAAUGAACCAGAUACCAGCAGUAAACGACCACGAACAACAAUUACAGCAAAAAGUUUAGAAACUUUAAAGCAAGCCUAUCAAGCUAGCUCAAAACCGGCUCGACAUAUCCGAGAACAGUUGGCUGCAGAUACCGGCUUAGAUAUGCGAGUUGUUCAGGUUUGGUUUCAAAAUCGUCGUGCAAAAGAGAAACGCCUAAAAAAAGAUGCUGGUCGACGAUGGGGAACUUACAGCUUUUUGAAGGCAAUGGAUAGCGAUAGUGCAUCACCGGAGGAAAGCCUCUGUCACAGUCCCAUUUACACUCGUCAGCAGCCAAGUAAACCUAUAAUUCUUUUUCUUCUCCAGUUCCAAAAUUCUGAUAUAUUUUUAGCAAUAGAUCGUUGCCAAAAAAUUUGCAAAAAAUUUUUUGCGGUUAAAUAG